Dioscorea cayenensis subsp. rotundata (Guinea yam) is the source of this 1098-nucleotide messenger RNA. RefSeq names its product cytochrome P450 736A117-like. The record is from RefSeq and is a predicted model, not a curated record. Gene Ontology annotation, molecular function: heme binding; monooxygenase activity; oxidoreductase activity, acting on paired donors, with incorporation or reduction of molecular oxygen. The transcript has 3 exons. The coding region runs from base 1 to 1098 and encodes 365 amino acids. NCBI's taxonomy places the organism in Eukaryota, Viridiplantae, Streptophyta, Magnoliopsida, Dioscoreales, Dioscoreaceae.
AUGAUCAAAUCCAACGACAUAGCCUUCUCCAGCCGUCCCAAUCUCAAAGUCCCUCGCCAACUCGUCUACGACUCCAAAGCAUCUCCUUCACCCCCUACGGCCCUUACUGGCGCCAAUCUCGCAAGCUUUGCGUCCUCCACCUCCCUCAGCACCAAGCGCGUCCACUCUUUCCGCCCCAACCGCCACUCUGAGCUCUCCAUCAUGCUCUCUCACAUCUCUAAUCACUCCCUCUCCGGCCCCAUCAAUCUCAGCGAAAUCAUCUACUCCUUCACCACCAACAUCCUCUGCAAAGUCGCCCUCGGCCGCUCCAUCACUGAAGAAAGCCAACGCCGUAUGCUCCAUGACUCUAUUUGUCAGGCCACCAAACUCUUCGGCUCUUUCAAUGUUGAAGAUUACUUCCCUUCUCUCAAAUGGUUGAACAUGUUCAGCAGUUUGGAUUCCAAGAUUGCUGAAAUUUUCAAGAAAUUAGAUGGGUUUAUUAGCAGUGUUGUUGAGGAUCAUUUAGUUGCUGGUGUUAGAGAUAAAGAUGAUGAUAACGCUGAUUUGGUUGAUAUUCUUCUUUCUCUUCAGAGAGAUCCCUUGCCUGGGGAGUUCUCCCCCACCAUGGAUGAAGUCAAAGCUAUCAUUCUGAAUAUGUUUGCGGCUGGAACUACUACAUCUUAUAUAUUCUUAGAGUGGGCUAUGUCAGAGCUUAUUCGAAAUCCAAAAGUAAUGAAGAAAUUGAAAGAAGAGGCUAAAUUAGUGAGCGAAAAGAGUUCAAUGGUGGCCGAGGAAAAUGUGAAUAAGAUGUCCUACUUGAAGGCAGUAGUGAAAGAAGUGUUGAGACUUCAUCCUCCUGCUCCUUUGCUAGUUCCUCGUGAAACUAUCGAAGACACUGAGUUACAAGGCUAUAAAAAUUCCCAAGAAAAACAAGAAAUUUGUCCAGGAAUGCAAUUUGCUGUGGCCACAAUUGAGUUUGCUCUUGCAAAUCUUGUGCAUCAGUUUGAUUGGGACAUGCCGAAUGGAUUGAGUGCCGAAGAUUUGAACAUGGAUGAAGCUCAAGGACUUAUAAUGCAUAGGAAACAUCCUCUAGUUUUGGUUGCAAAAAAAAUGGAUUGA